UUCUGUUUUUCCCUAUCCCCCAAUUUAGAUUCUAUUUUAUUAAUAUUUUUUAUUUUUUGGCUCCCUUUUCCUCUCCGGCUGCAAUCAGCAUCGGAGGAUGGUCUUCCUCCUCCCGCGAUCCUAAUCCCCCAUUAGGGUUUCCCCCCAAAUCUCGUAUCAGGUUUUUCUAGGCAGGGAUAGAGGCAUAGGGCGUUACUGUAAGAAGCCAUGAACGAUAGGAAGACGAUUGACUUGGACCAAGGAUGGGAUUUCAUGCAGAAGGGCAUCACCAAGCUCAAGAACUUCUUAGAGGGUCUGCCCGAGCCUCAAUUCAGCUCGGAGGACUACAUGAUGCUCUACACCACAAUCUAUAACAUGUGCACUCAGAAACCGCCCCAUGAUUACUCUCAACAGCUCUAUGACAAGUACAAGGAGUCUUUUGAGGAGUACAUCAAUUCUACGGUCUUGCCUUCACUGAGAGAGAAACAUGAUGAGUUCAUGCUGAGAGAACUUGUCAAGAGGUGGGCAAACCAUAAGGUUAUGGUUAGGUGGCUCUCCCGUUUCUUCCACUAUCUGGAUCGUUACUUCAUUGCUCGGAGGUCGCUUCCUCCUCUUAAUGAAGUUGGGCUCACUUGCUUCCGUGACCUGGUAUAUCAGGAGCUCUAUGCCAAAGUUAGGGAUGCUGUAAUCACCCUGAUUGAUCAAGAACGCGAGGGAGAACAAAUUGACAGAGCUCUAUUGAAGAAUGUUCUGGACAUAUUUGUUGAGAUUGGUAUGGGACAAAUGGAACGUUAUGAGCGUGAUUUUGAAGAUGACAUGCUUAACGAUACAGCUGCCUAUUAUUCCCGAAAGGCUUCUAGUUGGAUCUUGGAAGACUCUUGUCCAGACUACAUGCUGAAGGCUGAAGAGUGUCUGAAACGUGAAAAGGAUAGGGUGUCUCAUUAUUUGCACUCAAGUAGUGAACCGAAGUUACUCGAGAAAGUUCAACAUGAGCUGUUGGCUGUUUAUGCAAAUCAAUUACUUGAGAAGGAGCACUCAGGAUGCCAUGCAUUGCUUAGAGAUGACAAGGUGGAAGACUUGUCCAGAAUGUUCAGGCUUUUCUCGAAGAUACCACGGGGUUUGGAUCCUGUUGCAAACAUGUUUAAACAGCAUGUUACUGCCGAAGGCACUGCCUUGGUCAAACAAGCUGAAGAUGCUGCAGCCAACAAAAAGGCUGAGAAGAAGGAUGUGGUUGGUCUUCAGGAACAGGUUUUCGUGAGAAAAGUAAUUGAGCUCCAUGAUAAGUACCUAGCAUACGUCAACGCUUGUUUCCAGAAUCACUCACUUUUCCACAAGGCGCUCAAGGAAGCCUUUGAGGUCUUCUGCAACAAGGGAGUUGCUGGAAGCUCGAGUGCAGAAUUGCUAGCAACCUUCUGCGACAACAUUCUUAAAAAGGGCGGCAGUGAGAAAUUGAGUGAUGAAGCCAUUGAGGAAACACUUGAGAAGGUGGUAAAGCUGCUUGCCUACAUCAGUGAUAAGGAUCUGUUUGCUGAGUUCUACCGGAAAAAGCUUGCUAGGAGACUUCUUUUUGACAAGAGUGCUAAUGAUGAUCAUGAGAGGAGUAUUUUGACCAAGCUAAAGCAGCAAUGUGGUGGUCAGUUCACCUCGAAGAUGGAGGGGAUGGUUACUGAUUUGACCUUGGCAAGAGAGAAUCAGACCAGCUUUGAAGAAUAUCUCAGCAACAACCCUAAUGCGAAUCCCGGGCUUGAUUUAACAGUGACGGUUCUUACGACCGGCUUUUGGCCAAGUUACAAGUCCUUUGAUCUAAACCUACCGGCAGAGAUGGUACGGUGUGUGGAGAUUUUUAAGGAAUUCUAUCAAACAAAAACAAGUCACAGGAAACUCACAUGGAUAUAUUCGCUUGGUACUUGUAAUCUCAUUGGUAAAUUCGAUCAGAAACCUGUGGAGCUGAUAGUAACGACAUAUCAGGCUGCUGCCUUGCUGCUAUUCAACUCCUCAGACAGAUUGAGCUACUCGGAGAUCAUGACGCAAUUAAAUCUGAGUGACGAUGAUGUUGUGAGGCUCCUUCACUCCUUGUCUUGUGCCAAAUAUAAGAUCCUCAAUAAAGAGCCUAACACAAAGACAAUAGCUCCUACUGACCACUUUGAAUUUAACUCCAAAUUUACUGACAAAAUGAGGAGGAUCAAGAUUCCGCUUCCACCGGUAGAUGAGAAGAAGAAAGUAAUCGAGGAUGUGGACAAGGACAGGAGGUAUGCAAUUGAUGCCUCGAUUGUGCGCAUCAUGAAGAGUAGGAAAGUUUUAGGUCACCAACAGUUGGUCAUGGAAUGUGUCGAGCAGUUGGGUCGCAUGUUUAAGCCGGACUUCAAAGCAAUCAAGAAGAGGAUCGAGGAUCUGAUCACUCGUGACUAUCUCGAGCGGGACAAGGACAAUCCGAACUUGUUCAGGUACCUUGCCUGAGAUGAUCCGAAAGACGGAUUUUCCCCAGGGAAAGCUGCUGCUACCUGCCUCUACCGCUGUCGGUGGCUGGGUAGUGUCAAGGGUUUCAUCAGUGCGGUGGCAGGUUGGGAAAACAUUUGUAAUGUAAAUGCUGCUUCUGUGCCUCGUCUCAGUCAAAUAUGCUUUUGUGAAGCUUUAGGUUUGGGCCGGAAAGAUGAGUGUACAUUUUUUGUCUUAUUUUUAGGGAUUCUGCACCCAAUAUAUGCUCUUAUUGUUUUUGUUAACGGUCCCAUAAUGGUCCAGUAUGUGAAUCUGAUGCAUGGAUCACAUAUCUUUGCUUAACCUCUUGCUCUCGCCUCAAAUUUAUGAUAUUCCUUCACAUCUGAUGA
Punica granatum (pomegranate) is the source of this 2804-nucleotide messenger RNA. NCBI's taxonomy places the organism in Eukaryota, Viridiplantae, Streptophyta, Magnoliopsida, Myrtales, Lythraceae. The record is from RefSeq and is a predicted model, not a curated record.